Oncorhynchus gorbuscha (pink salmon) is the source of this 3531-nucleotide messenger RNA. It is a transcript of the gene spidr, whose product is annotated as scaffold protein involved in DNA repair. The coding region runs from base 200 to 3160 and encodes 986 amino acids. The record is from RefSeq and is a predicted model, not a curated record. Gene Ontology annotation, biological process: double-strand break repair via homologous recombination; regulation of establishment of protein localization to chromosome. Lineage: Eukaryota; Metazoa; Chordata; Actinopteri; Salmoniformes; Salmonidae. The transcript has 20 exons. Gene Ontology annotation, cellular component: nuclear chromosome; nucleoplasm.
GAUUUGACCACUUCCGGAAAGCUUCACGUGAACAAACGUCGCCAGUGGCGCGCAAAGAAGAAAAGUUGUGGAGAAGGCAGCCACCGUUAGUGGUCAUUUCAUAUACUGGCUAAAAUACUGUAUAUCACAAUAUUUUAAUAUGUUUGGACAUUUUAUGUCAUACCCACUCAUACAAAACGACAUGUAACCAUUUGCCAACAUGCCUUUUCAAGGAAAGCGCAAAAGAUAUUCCAAGGACAUACAGUGUAUGUUCUUUCCUGAUGUCAAAGUUGGUGUCAGAAAAGGGGUACGAGGGCCUUCAAUCACUGACAGUUCUGCUACCAAGUCCUGGGAGAGUUGUGGAGACAGCUUUUUGGACACUCCUGUGAUAAAGAACCUAAGUUCAUCUGGGAACAAAUGGCGAGCUGUACGACGACUGGCACAGUCACCGGCACAAGUGCAGUGCAGUGGUCUGCGGUGUGAUGAGGACCCAGUGCACAUCGCCUGGAGCUCCAGUGAGAGUGAGCCUUCUGACAGUGAGCCCCAAGGCCAGCAGCCUCCAACUCCCCCCAGCAGCAUUGUGGCUCAGGUGCACCGCGGGCCCGGGAGACAAGGAGCCUCCAUCCAGUCCUACAGCCGAGCCCAGCGCAUGCUCAGCACUGAAACAGAUGAGCUUCCGACGAUAGACACGGAUAGCGAUGUGGAUGAGGCUGAAGAUGAUCAGGGAAAGAAGGAGGACGGUGUGGGGGAGAUCUCUGAUUGUGAGUCGGAGCCCUGCGCUCGGGAACCGAAAGAAUCAUCACCUAAACCUACAACUGUGACAGACACUGACAUCUCAGACUACCUGUCUGAUGGAGAGGAAGAGAGCCAUGACACCCUGAGCCUGAACAGACUGGAGGCUGGGGUUGUGGCUGAAUGUCCUCUGCAGGCUGGGGAAGGGGAGGGCAGCAGAAGGUCAGUCAGUGACUGGGUCAGGUCCGCUCAGGCAGCGCUGCAGACGCCCCAGAAACAGACAGACAGGAACUCCAAGACCCCAGAGGACUCCAGCAAAAAGAAAAGGACGUUUCAAAGUGGCGGCAUGGCGGAGCGACUGAACCGACUCCAGUGCAGACAGAGGUCAGCCAUCAGCUUCUGGAGGCACCAGUCCAUCUCUCACACUUCUACUACAGCCACAGUCGAUAAGCCUGGGGUGCUGGUACUGGAGGUCCUGUCAGUCCAGGAGGAGAGCUGCAUGCAGCUGGCCCUGUGUGAGCAACACCACCCCCCUGCUACAGGCCACCACAGGCCUCCAUCCAACACCACCACCACUAUGACAAGACCUGAACAGCACAAUCCCUCUGCUACAGACCACACCCCCCCUCUCUCCACCAGAAACAGAGCUCGGGUCCUGGUACUGUUCAGUAAGGAAACGACUGCUCAGCUCAUGCCUGUGCCUCGAGACCUCAUCCAUAUAUACCCACCAUGGCAAAGUCUCAUGAUUGAGGGCCAACAUAAUAGCAUUAUUCUCAACACACACUUCAGCCAGAAGGUAUACUCUGACACCAAGCAAACCAGCAUGUCCCUCCCCAGAGCCCUGGUCCCAGUGGAGAGAUGCAACCCAUACUCUCUGACCAGGUCAUUUGGCCAGCUUGAGAUCAACAAGACUUCACCAGAGGGAGAUGGCACGGUCAAACAGUCUUUAUGCAGCCAGGGUGGCUCAGGUGCAGCCAGCAGCGGAGGGUGUCAUUCGCUCCUAGAGGCCAUCGAGGGCAUGGGCCAGGCUGGGUCAGUGGGGCAGGAUGUGGAGGUGGUGGUCCAGAGGGUCUACUGUACCCCCAUCAGGGAGCGCUCCACUGGGGCUUCACUCAAGUCCAGAGCUCCUGGCCGAUCCCCUAGAGUGCCGCCUCCUCUCCAGAAGGGCAAGAGCAGGCUGUGUGUGCUGGUCCAGGACGGCUAUGGGAUGUUCAGCAUGGUCCAGCUCCACGCUCUGCCGUCUGAGGACCCUCUCCACCUCUACACCAGGAAGUGGGAGGGCCGGACCUGCGUCCUGCGAGCCAUCAAAGUGGUGCAGCGGGUCACUCGGGAAAGGUGGACCAGACUCUUCAGCCUGAUAGACAGCCUCUGGCCACCAGUGAUUCCUUUCAAAGUACUUGGAGAAAACCAGAGCUGUCAAGGUGACAGCAGACACAAAGGCCCAGCCCCAAGCUUCUGUUACCUGCUGUCAGGCCAAGAGGGCUCUGUGGAGCCUGUAGAGGGACAGCCUUUAUCCUCUCUAUACCUGCCUCCUACAGAACAAACCCUCAGAGACAUACUGCAGUGUGAGCUCAACAGCCAUCGUUGUAGCUUUGUCGCCACUGUCAUCUACAAGAGAACGCAGAGUAGUGAUCAGAGCCCAGGGGAGGUUUGGCUGGUGGUGACUGACCCCAGUUUGCAGGAGGAGCAGCAGUCCGAUGGGCCACCAUGCAGACGGACGCUGGCUGUGUGUGUGACCACUUCCUGUGUGCUCACUUCCUCUGUCGCCAAGGCGAUAAGGACCCCCAGCACCUUCCGCUUGUCAUUCAGGGACGCAGUCAGAGAGCAUGGUGGGAUCCUGUGUGUGGAGCAGUCAGUUGUGCAGCUGCGGCCUCUGGUAUCAGUGUGCUGCCCACAUACCGAGAGCACGCUGGGCCCAGGGUCUCUGUCAUUGUCCCAGGCAAAGCCCUUACCUCAGCCCCUACCUCAAUCCCAGCCCCAUGUCCUUCCUCAGGCCUUACCACAACAUGUGACGCUGGAUCCCCUGGGUCCGGAAACACCACCCAACUCCCUCUGCAUGUUCUCGGGUGUGAUAGUUGGUGUGGAUGAGGACACGGCCUACUCCUGGCCAGUCUGCAGCCUGUGUGGGAGCGACCGCUUGGAGAUGGCACCCCAAAAGCCUCAAGCAUUCCUUUGUGUUGCUUGUGAUUCACUGGUUGACCAACCAACAAUGAACAUGCAGCUUGAAGUGUUCAUGAAUUGUUCUACACUGAGAGACUUCACUGUGAAAGUAAAGCUCCAGCAGAGCACCAUCAUGUCUGUGUUGAACUGUGCAGCCUCUGGCCAUGAGUUCCCAGGUUACGAGGUGGAAAAUGUGUUGGGGAAGGAGGUGGGCCCCCUCAGCGCUUACGUCCGCGUGGUCACCAGGAAACCUGCCCUGUCGAUCGGUCUGGAAGAGAUCUGCCUCUGAGGCUGUCAAAGUGUGGAGUGGGAUCCCGUGAAAUCAAUCUGUAGGACUAGGAGGUCUCCUCAGCCCAGCCAGGCCCAGCCUCUCUGUACAGCGCAUGAAUAGUUAGGCUGGAAAAAAUAGAUCUGUUUGUGUGUUACUGAUAUGUUAGGACCCUGGAGAUGACAGCCCAAGGUUAGAACUGAAGGACCAGAGAGGAGUAACAUAUGUCAGACUUUGUCACGUGGGUCCAAAUGGUGACUGUAAAAUAUGCCUGUUUGCUGUAUAUAGCCGCACAUUUCUUUCAAAGUGUUCCCUUGAAUAUCUACCCCCUAAUCUUUCUCUGAAGAUGAAUGGUGCUUAUACUGUGUCAAUAAACCUUGUAUUAUAAGUUA